AUGUACGUCCUCCGCCGAUUUCUCGUCGGCAUUGUCCUUGUAGUCGGACUUUAUUUUGCUGUUUCCGCCCUACGUAAACAUCUCGAUCCCAACACACACAAAAGCGAGGAACAAAAGGAAGACGCAGAUUGGAUUGCGACUUCUAAAUGGUGGUUAGACAGGCAAGCGUGUCGGUGGUUGGCAGUCUGCGGGCUGGCGCAUUAUCACCCCGAUCCCGCGGCGUUACCUUUUAGGUAUCAAAAGAGAUCGAACGACCAGGAACCUUUGGUCUUGGAGCAGGAGGAAUAUGCGAAAUACAUUGACUGGAAGGAUAUUCAUGGUGAUGGAAAACCACAACCAGGGGAUUGGGAGGGCGAUAGUGCUGUCCUAAAGGAGGUUCCUCAAUAUGUCCUUGACCAUGCGCCACUGAUACACCUGUACUCCAAGGAGCAGUUUUGGCCCUCGGAUAUUGCUGAACAUUUGAUGCAUACCGUGCCCUACGAGAACCACACUACUCUUGAUCUCGAUAACAACACCCUACAUAACGUAUUCAACCUCCACGAACUGAAUGAGAAGACGAAGGGAAAAUAUUUGUUCAUGCAAAGUAGAGAUGACGUUGAACAACGACCGGAAUGGCUUUCAAGUGCCUAUAAUAAGCCAGUGCCUUAUGAUGACUACGAAGAGCCGGAUGGAGAUGGCGACUUGGUUGACAAGCCAAUGGAAUUUUCUGCGGAAUCUUCGGUUUUAUACGAGCAGCAGUCUUGGUAUGAUCCCACUGCGUCACCACAGGACAACAAAAAGGCAGAGUCUUUCGUGGCUUCCACUGAAAACUCGAAGCUUGCUCGUCCCUCGCAUCGACUUGAUCUUCGCGAUAAGAUGACGAAGCGAAUUCCAGCCAUUACCUCGCCAGGCGGUUAUUCUCCAGCUCCCGUCAUCCUAGUAAUGGUUGAUAAAGGAAAUGGAAUUUUAGAUGCCUUUUGGUUUUACUUUUACAGUUACAACCUUGGAACGACCGUUCUAAAUAUUAGAUUUGGGAAUCAUGUAGGGGACUGGGAGCACUCUUUGAUUCGAUUCCAGAACGGAAAGCCAAAGGCGGUUUUCUUCUCGGCACAUUCUGGAGGCCUUGCAUAUGCAUACGAUGCCGUCGAGAAAGGCAAAGGACCGGGCAGAGAGGGACGUCCUGUAUUAUACUCAGCGUACGGAUCUCAUGCAAUGUAUGCAACACCCGGAAAACACCCUUAUGUUCUCCCCUUUGGUCUGCUCGCCGACGUAACCGAUAAAGGUCCUCUUUGGGACCCAGCCCAAAACUAUCUGGCCUACCAUUACAACACAACCAUCACUCACAACGCGGACGCGCGAUCGUUACAAGCUGCCACAUCACAAGAGGAGAUGAACAAACUCCAACCAGCUCUUAACAAUCCCAAUGCACCAAUGGGAUGGUGGUGGUACAAUGGCCGUUGGGGCGACAAGUUCUACGAACUGGGCGAUAUCCGACAGUGGCGAUUCGUCGGACAAUACCAUUAUGUCAACGGGCCGUACGGACCGAGCUACAAGAACCUGGGGCGAAGCAAGCCCUGCCAAUCGGGUGGGAGCUGCACGAUCCUCGAGAGCAUCGAUGCGGGCAGGAAGAAGAGCUGGCUUGGAAAGCGGGGUCUUCGAUUCCGCAUCUGA
Molecule: messenger RNA, 1650 nt
Organism: Hymenoscyphus albidus
Lineage: Eukaryota; Fungi; Ascomycota; Leotiomycetes; Helotiales; Helotiaceae
Source: the annotation of a GenBank genome assembly